GGUCUGCUGGAGAGCAGCAUGCGCCUGAAGCCUCACGAAGCCCAGAACUACCGCAAGAAGGCCCUGUGGGUGUCCUGGGCGUCCAUCGUGGUCACCAUGGUCCUGGCCGUCGCUGCGUUCACUGUGUCCGUCAUGCGCCACAGCGCUUCAGCUUUCGGAUUUGCCUUUGACGCCACGCUGGACGUGUUGUCCUCUGUCAUCGUGUUGUGGCGCUACAGCAACGCCGCCGCCGUGCACUCGGCGCACAGAGAGUACAUAGCCUGCGUUACUCUGGGCGUCAUUUUCGUCCUGUCCUCCCUGUGCAUCAUGGGAAAGGCCGUCCAUGACCUGGCCACCGAGCUGCUGCCCCAAGUGGACGACUUCCUGUUCAGCGUGUCCAUCGUCAGCGGCUUAACGUGCCUCAUCUUGGCUGCAAUCAAGGUCGUGCUCGGCAGAGUGCUCACCAGCCGAGCUCUUUUCACCGACGGGUUCAACUCUCUGGUUGGGGGGGUCAUGGGGUUCUCCAUCCUCAUCAGUGCUGAAGUGUUCAAGCACGAGCCAAAAGUCUGGUACCUGGACGGGACAAUAGGGGUCCUCAUGGGACUCAUCAUCCUCGCCUACGGAGUCAAGCUGCUGCUGGACAUGGUCCCACGAGUCCGUCAGACCAGGAACUACGAACGCUUUGAGUGACGGAUCA
This is a messenger RNA of Nematolebias whitei (Rio pearlfish), 676 nucleotides long. Its product is annotated as transmembrane protein 163-like. Gene Ontology annotation, molecular function: zinc ion binding. Bases 19 to 669 code for a protein of 216 amino acids. NCBI's taxonomy places the organism in Eukaryota, Metazoa, Chordata, Actinopteri, Cyprinodontiformes, Rivulidae. Gene Ontology annotation, cellular component: synaptic vesicle membrane. The transcript has 7 exons. The record is from RefSeq and is a predicted model, not a curated record.